AAUAAACUAAAACUAUUCACAUUUUUCAAGAACGUAACCGCUUACGCGCUGCGAUGUCGAAUCGUUUUUACAAUUUACUAGUGGAGAUUUUCUAAUCCACCUUUGGGAGAAGACAAAUGAAACGACUGCUGUGAAUUUGAUAUUUUCUUUUACAUAUUAUCCAAUUUGGCAUUUCCACUGUGCACAAUCAAUCGGAAUUAUGCUUUUAUUUAUCGCUUGUCUAUGAAUAGGAGUAUUGAUUGAUUGUAACGGGACUAAAAGGCAAGGAAUGAAGUAGCAGAACUUCAGGAGUUUUGUGCAACAAGUGCCCGAACUGGUUGGGUGUUUGUGAUAACGAGCUUUAAUCUCAGAACUAUCGCUGGGACUGUCAACAUCCUUUAUCGGUACACGUCCGCCGGGACUACGGGGCUUUGAAAGAUGACAAGAUGGUGAGGUGUUGAUAUGAACUCCCCUGUUUUACUGGUAUGGACCUUUCUUGCAAUUCUGGUCUCCGCCCUCGGAACAUACUCCUUCAUCCAACCCAUCUGGAUUGUCACCCCAAAUCAAACGGAGACAUUCGGACUCAUCAGCACGUGCGGCACGGUCCUGGACGUCACCAGUCAGGAUUUCGGCAGACAGAGAUGCGAGUUUUAUGGAGGGUACUUUAACCUGGGUAGCCUGCCGUCGGGGGCUUGGCAGGCCGCCUGCACGCUGUUCGGGGGAGGAUGUAUCCUGUUGUGCUGUGGGGCAUUUCUCGCCGUCUGCACGUCCUGUAUUCCUAACGAAGUGGUCAAGUCCGUUACUGUCAUGGCUGGAUAUGUCCAGUUUAUAGCAGUAUUGGUGAUGAUUGCUGGUCUAUUUAUUUACCCCCUGGGAUUUGAUUCCAAAUUUAUCCGGAAAUAUUGCGGCGACAGUUCCACCAUGUACAGCAGUGGGCGCUGUGAGGUGGGCUGGGGCCUCAUUCUGGCCAUUGUGGGGACAGCCCUGGCAAUGUUCUGUCCAGUCUUGUCCCAUUACACAGACAUGCAAACCACAGAUCUUCUCUGACGCGGAGCCAUGAUAAUGUAGAUCAUAUUGCCAUUAUACAUUCCAUUUGUGCAAUCUCUGUAUAUACUCGUUAUAUAUUUCAUUAAAUGUUAGAUAAUUAUAUAUAAUU
Ostrea edulis (European flat oyster) is the source of this 1135-nucleotide messenger RNA. Its product is annotated as LHFPL tetraspan subfamily member 2a protein-like. The transcript has 3 exons. Bases 442 to 1026 code for a protein of 194 amino acids. Gene Ontology annotation, cellular component: membrane. The record is from RefSeq and is a predicted model, not a curated record. NCBI's taxonomy places the organism in Eukaryota, Metazoa, Mollusca, Bivalvia, Ostreida, Ostreidae.